This is a messenger RNA of Helianthus annuus (common sunflower), 3560 nucleotides long. RefSeq names its product COP1-interacting protein 7. The record is from RefSeq and is a predicted model, not a curated record. The coding region runs from base 111 to 995 and encodes 294 amino acids. NCBI's taxonomy places the organism in Eukaryota, Viridiplantae, Streptophyta, Magnoliopsida, Asterales, Asteraceae. The transcript is spliced from 14 exons.
UACAUACAUAGAUACAUACAUACAUGUCUCCGUGUUUCUCUCUCCUGAAAGCAGCAGCAGCAGCCAUUUCAUCAUAAAACUACUUUCUCCGAUCAAAAAGCUUUUGAGGAAUGAAAUCAACAAUAAGUCUUCUGGAUUCUGCCGUCUUCCAACUCACCCCCACAAGAACAAGCAGGUGUGAUUUAUACAUCAUUGCAAAUGGGAAGAAAGAGAAAAUUGCUUCUGGUUUGCUCAACCCUUUUAUUGCAGCACACUUAAAGACCGCUCAAGAUCAGAUUGCGGAAGGUGGAUACUCGGUAUUGCUUGCACCACAAGCUGGAAGUAAUGCCACAUGGUUUACCCUCCAAAGUUUUGUGAGCACUCCGGAGAUUCUGGAACGUGUCUACACCAUAGAAUCUGAAAUCUUACAGGUAGAAGAAGCAAUUGCCAUUCAAGGAAACACUGAUAUUUCGAUAAAAGACCAAUACAUAAAGCCUGCGUCAAGCAACGAAGGAAACAAACCGGCAGGUGACGUCAAUGAGGAGGAGAAGGCAAUUGUUCUAUACACGGUAACAAAUCACCAACCCGAUGCGCCUGAGCUUCCCAGUCCGAGCACUAAGGAGAGAAAUUCAAAAGCCCAGCUGAUAAAUGUUCUCGAGACACGUAAAACAGUGCUGAAGAAAGAACAAGGGAUGGCGUUUGCACGCGCUGUCGCUGCUGGAUUUGAAAUCGAGAAUGUGGCAAAUUUGUUAUCAUUUGCUGAAUGCUUCGGAGCAUCACGCCUCAUGAGUGGUUGCUUGAGGUUCAUGAAUUUGUGGAAGCAGAAACACGAGUCCGGACAAUGGGUUGAAAUAGAAGCAGAAGACGCAAUGUCAGAUUGCACUGCAUCGGCAAUCGUGCAUUCAGAAACAGCAGGCACCAAUACAAAUGCUGCUGGCGGUGAGCAACAAUAUCAUUCAUGGAGGACAGCAUCCAGGUUUCCCGCCAUGGGGUAUGCAUUCUUCACCGCAAGGUGACGUACGCGUACCGGUGUAUACUACUAUCAAAAUUAUCCAGGAUUUUAUCCUCCACCGCCACAUUACCCGUCUCCGUCACCCGUUGAAGAAGAGAGCCCAGAAGUGCUGGUAAAAAGAAAUCAGGUAGAGUGGUUAUUCGCGUUAACUCGAAAACCAAGACUUCCUCAGAGUCAGCUUCUUCCGUGUUAGGAAUCAUAUGUUUACUUUGCUAUUUCUAGUAUUAGGGAGGGGGUAGUUGUAACUUUCUCUCUUAUAAAUAAGUAUGGAAUAGUUAGUAGGGAGAGAACAGAGUUUGUAAUUCCAUUGUGGAGAAGGGCUUAGACUUCGGUGAUUGUUUAUCUUCGAUUUGUAUUUCAGUUCAAUCUAUCACAAUUAUCAUAUAUCGAUUCCUAUCAUUCCGACACCGACACCAGUGAUCAUGAUCGUACACAACAACAUAAGAUCCCCAAAGAGAAAAGGUGCUGAAGAAGGUGACCGUGAAGAUAUGUAUGCAAUGGAAAAGACGCCAAAAAACUGAAAAUGAUCCAUUAUCGGCUCUCAUGCAAGACAGAAUGACGACGGUGAUAUGCAAAUGUAUGAUACAAAUGGAAGAAAGAUUGUCAACAGGGGUGCAAAUGAUGAUGAUUUUAUUACGGUAGGUAGACGAGAAGAAAUGAAUGUAAGAGACAGUAGUAACGGGUUUGAGGAGAAUGCCAAUUUGGACAAAAGUAACGGGUUGCAGCACGAUGAAGCGGUUAUGGUAUCGUUGCGCUCAACUUCAGGUGUAAACGAACGACUACAAUAUUACAAAAGGGUUGAAACUGUUUGACCUCCCGGAAAACAAAUCUAAUAAGCCCCCAGAUGUUAAAUAUGAGCCUGAUGCGUUAAGCUUGAUGCCUGAACGAGAUGUUGGAAAUGAAAAUAUUGGGUACGAUCCUGCUAUAGACUAUGAAAUGCAGUUAGCGGCUUCGGCUUCACGUGAUAAAACGAGCAAGCAAGAUAAGAAAGGAUCAAAAAGUAGUGCAGAAAAGCACCAACUCUCGAAACCGAACCAGGGUAUGGUAAGAAAGGUAAGACCAUCGAAGGUGAAUAAUAAUAAUAAUAAUAAUAAAAGUACCCUAGAGGAGGAGGCACGUGCUGACAAACUAAGAUCCUAUAAAGCUGAGCUCCAGAAAAUGAAGAAAGAAAGAACAGCAAGAUGCCGAACAAAAAAGACUUGAAGCAUUAAAGAUGGAGAGGCAAAAGAGAAUUUAUGCCAGGACCACGAAUUCCAGCAAAAAACAGUUACCAUCACCGUCAUCAUCAACAUCUAAACUUUCACCGAUCUCCCACAUGCGUGGGUCCACCAAAUUCACGGAUUCCGAGCCCGGCUCAUCAUCACCUCUCCAAAGGUCGAAAAUAAGACCUCCCAUCAACAAUUCAAAAAAACCUUCGACAAAUUCAGGCGCAGGGAAUAGGAUGACUAGAUCCUUGUCGGAUACAAAGAAAGAAUUGACUUCUGUUAGUAAGGCUUCUUCGUCUAUGACUUGCAUUAGAAGGCUAUCCGAGCCUAGAAAGAUCAACAACACCACUAGCACUCCUCAUACUAAGACAAAGAGUGCAGAGUCUGUUUCGAAACCGAAACCAAAACCGUCCAACGGGUCAACUGAGACCAAAAAGAUUUCUGAACCAAGCAAGGUGAAGGUGAAGGUGAAGCCCUCUGUAGAAGAAACUACUUCUGAAGUUGCUAAACUGAAUUUAAACAACAGAUUGAGUGAUGCUGCUAACGACAACAGCAGCCCUGUUGUUAUUGACAAGACUGUUGUUAUGCUUGAAGAACAUAAUAAUCAAUAACUAACAGUGAUCAUAGAACAGGGGUGAACAUUCAUGAAGUGCCUACGGAAACUGUUGAUAAGGGGACCAUUUCAGUCCAUCCUACUACAUCUUCUGAGGGACCGUCCGUGCACUUUUAUCUUUUUGAACCUGAGGCUCCAUGAUACAUCGUUGAAUUUGGGUGUGUGUGGAGGAAGUUGGGAAAAAGUACGAAGCUCCUUAUGCGCGCGUAUCAUCUUUUGAAGACCAAUCUACCAGGAAUUCAGAAUACGCGAAAGCAGUGCCUCAUCAUCAGGCGGCGUUUGGUGGAAAUGGAACUGCAGCGUAUGUUAGCAACCUGAAGAUGGAAAAGAUCCCUGAAAAGCCGCAAUCGAAAGGCGGAUUUAGACGACUUGGAAAGAAAACCCCGUCAGUUCAACCGCCGCCGCCUCAAGUUGAUACCUUGAAGUCCUUAAUCUCCGCCGAUGAGCAUGCUCAGAAGUCUUCAAGACGUUUAUUCUCGUUCCAGUUUCGUGGGGAAAAGAAAGCAACCAGUUCUGGUUCCUGAAGAUGCGGAUGGAUUCAAAAUCUAUCUACCUGGGUUUGGGUUGGACAUUUCUUUCGAUCGUUAACUUUUGUUCUAAAACAUCAUUUUUAGGCUAAUCGUUUUCAUUGGUUUGGUUGCGGGAUAAGGGACUAUGAUCUUUAAUACAUGCCUUGCACCCAAGUCAAGGACUCAAAGCUUUACCACCCAUAAACCCAUCUUAAAUAGAAGUCUGCUUUACCUUUGCUAAA